Messenger RNA from Micromonas commoda, 861 nucleotides. RefSeq lists its product with no specific name. The transcript is spliced from 2 exons. Lineage: Eukaryota; Viridiplantae; Chlorophyta; Mamiellophyceae; Mamiellales; Mamiellaceae. The coding region runs from base 1 to 861 and encodes 286 amino acids. Gene Ontology annotation, molecular function: diphthine synthase activity. The record is from RefSeq and is a predicted model, not a curated record. Gene Ontology annotation, biological process: protein histidyl modification to diphthamide.
AUGCUGUACGUCGUCGGUUUAGGCCUCGGUGACGAGAAGGACAUCACCGUUAACGGCCUGGAGGCUGUGAAGGGGUGCGAGCGCGUAUACCUGGAGGCGUACACCAGCAUCCUGGGGGUGCCCAAGGAGAGGCUGGAGGCUCUGUACGGCCGCGAGGUUGUCGUCGCGGACAGGGAGUUCGUCGAGCAGGGCAUCGACGGCAUGCUCAACGAGGCGCUCAAGAUGGAUGUGGCCUUCCUGGUCGUCGGUGACGCUUUCGCCGCCACGACGCACUCCGACCUGGUACUCAGGGCCAAGGGUUUGGGGUGCAAGGUGAAGCACAUCUACAACGCGUCCAUCAUGAACGCCGUCGCCGGGUGCGGCUUGCAGCUGUACCGGUUCGGUCAGGCGGUGUCCAUCUGCUUCUUCACCCGGACGUGGAGGCCGGACUCGUUCUACGACAGGAUCAAGGAGAACGCGGACCUCGGUCUGCACACGCUGCUGCUGCUGGACAUUCGGGUGAAGGAGCCGAGCGUGGAGGCGCUGUGCCGGGGGAAGAAGGAGUACGAGCCGCCGCGGUUCAUGAGCUGCGCCACGUGCGCGAGGCAGAUGCUGGAGGUGGAGGACGCGCGGGGCGAGAAGGUGUACGGGCCGGACAGCAUGUGCGUCGCGGUGGCGAGGAUGGGUCAGGACGACGAGCUCAUCAAGUCGUGCACGCUCAAGGAGAUGUGCAACAUCGACAUGGGCGGGCCGCUGCACUCCAUGGUGCUGGUGGGCGAGACGCACCCGCUGGAGAACGACAUGCUGGCGAUGCACAGGGCAAAGGAUAGCGAUUUCCUGCCGGAGGAUCAGGUUCCCUCGCAGUACCUCGACGACAUGUAG